AUGGCAGCUGCUGCAGCUUUCGCAGAAGCCGGAAAGUCACCUGUUGGAGCCCAUAUGGAAGUAAAGAAAGAGCUGCAUGCGAGAUAUGCUACACCAACGAGUCUAUGGAACGAGCUCUUCAAUCUUCUUGGCGCUGACGCUAAGUUUGAGAUACAGGUAAAAGAAAACAAUGAAAAAUUCUCACUAUUAGCAUAUUUAAAAAUUUGGCAGAUGCGGCACAACGUUUACAAUAUCGUGUCCUCCAAAGAGUUCGACAUGGUGAGUAGCACCGUUAAUCUUGUAUAUCGUGGAUUGUUCGCUGAUGAAUUUUUCAAAUACAGACGAUAUUACGGGAGAAGUGUCAACAAUAUCGAUCGAGAUAACGCGGUCUCAUCGUACUCUAUUCGCUCAUAG
Glarea lozoyensis ATCC 20868 is the source of this 393-nucleotide messenger RNA. RefSeq lists its product as uncharacterized. The coding region runs from base 1 to 393 and encodes 130 amino acids. Lineage: Eukaryota; Fungi; Ascomycota; Leotiomycetes; Helotiales; Helotiaceae. The record is from RefSeq and is a predicted model, not a curated record. The transcript has a single exon.